Drosophila ficusphila is the source of this 404-nucleotide messenger RNA. Its product is annotated as voltage-dependent T-type calcium channel subunit alpha-1G-like. Gene Ontology annotation, cellular component: neuron projection; voltage-gated sodium channel complex; plasma membrane. The record is from RefSeq and is a predicted model, not a curated record. Gene Ontology annotation, biological process: neuronal action potential; sodium ion transmembrane transport; calcium ion import. The transcript has 3 exons. NCBI's taxonomy places the organism in Eukaryota, Metazoa, Arthropoda, Insecta, Diptera, Drosophilidae. Bases 93 to 404 code for a protein of 103 amino acids. Gene Ontology annotation, molecular function: low voltage-gated calcium channel activity; voltage-gated sodium channel activity.
UGGAGCACAAGUACUUCCAGCAGGGCAUCCUGCUGGCCAUCCUGAUCAACACCCUGUCCACGGGCAUCGAGUACCACAACCAGCCGCCCGAGAUGACCGCCAUUGUGGAGACGAGCAACGUCGUCUUCUCGGGCAUCUUCGCCGUCGAGAUGCUGCUCAAGGUGAUUGCCGAGGGACCGUUCCGUUACAUAGCGAACGGUUUUAUUGUCUUCGAUGGCAUUAUCGUGAUCCUCAGUGCCAUUGAGAUCUGCCAGACGUUCAUGGGCAACGGUACGGGGGGCGGUGGCUCCGGUCUGUCCGUGCUUCGGACCUUCCGGCUGCUCCGCAUCCUCAAGCUGGUCCGCUUCAUGCCCAACCUCGUAAGUGUAUUGCACUAUUCCUACAUUACCGACGGAGUUUGGUAG